CCAGACUGUGCUUAACAAAUAUCAAUGUGCAAAAGACUCGUUUCCAAGCCAAGAAUUCAGAAAAACCUCAUUAAAUUGUUUGUAAAUUGUAAAUAAAUUUGAACAUGAGUGUCAAUGUAGAAUUUUUAGAUGAGGAUUGUUUGCGUAAAUGUAAAUGUUGUUUGGACGAUAAGGAAUUAAAAAACUUAUGGGACGUGCAUAUUUACGAUGGUGAUCAAGAAAUCUACGGCCAUAUGCUGACAGAAUGUUUUGCUUUACCGUGGCAGCCAUCUGAAGAUGUCGAGUAUAUUUGUGAGUUAUGUGUCUCAAGGCUCCGGGAAGCCGUUCACUUCAAACAGGAGAUAUUAGCCACUGAAGAGAUAUUGGCUAAUGAGAUAAACGUCAAAGAAGAACAUGGUGCAGAGAAUGUGGAAACAGAAGUUCAAUACCUCUCACAAGAUGAAUACGAGCAAGAACAGUAUGUCGAUCAAGAUGAUGUCAUAAAAGAGAAUGUCAAAAAAGAAACACAAUCAGUUCAAGAAGUGAAUAUAGUGCAGGAUGUUCUCUUGGGAGAGGACUUUGAGCAAGUGGAGUAUCUCGACUUAGAAGAAGCUUUACAAGAUAAACCACCGAAACUAAAUUUCAACAUCGAAGAAUCAAGUCAGUCCUCCUCGUUGCCCGAAGGUCCUCAGUCCCCGAAAAGGAAAUGGCCUAAGAAAAAGAAGAAAAGCGAGCGUACGAAACAGUACAAGCAGUACACACAGCAAGACCUAAAGAAGGCUAUAGAAGCCGUGAGAAGUGGUGAGAUGACGUUAGCUAAUGCCGCUGUUGAAUACGGUGUGCCGAAGAAAACUCUGACCGUUAAAGUUAACAGCGAUGAUGGCACUGUUACCAGCGACCAAAAAAAUAUAAAAUAUUACAAGCUUAUCGAGGAAAUAAAGACAAUUCUUCUUCACACUACAGCGAUACCUUUCAAAACUAGAACAACAAGGUACUACUGCUUCUAUUGUUCCACGGAAGGACCACAUUUUGAAGAUCCGGACGAACUAAGGAAACAUACAAGGUCAAAACAUGCACAUGAACGCACAAAAAUUGAAAUAUACAUGCGUCCGCAGUGGUUAAACGAGAUAAUCAAGCUCGACGUUGACGACUUACGAUGCAAAUCUUGUGAUAUUCUUCUGCCGGACUGGAAUUACAUGUUUGUCCAUUAUGCAGAAGUCCACGAUUUAGAAUUCGACCUGGCCUACACCAACAUCAUACCAUAUGCGCUGGAUUCAGACUUGAAAUGCGUUCUAUGUCACCAGAAUUUCCACAACUUUGGCCAUUUGGAUAGCCAUAUGAAUAACCAUUAUAGUAAUUACAUAUGCUACGAGUGUGGGGAUACUUUUUUAUCAGCGAGUCGUUUAGACAAACAUCUAAAUGUCCACAAAGUUGGCAAUUAUCCUUGUGAAAUGUGUGAGAAAGUAUUCACAUUAGAAAAGUAUCGUGCCAAACAUAUAAGCUUAGUGCAUAAUCAAGAAAGUACAAUUAAAUGUCUUUAUUGUCCCGAGAAGUUUGUCGGACUAUUCCAAAGACACGUGCAUGUUACCGAGCAUCAUAAGGAAAAAGUUAAAGUUAUGACAUGUGAAUAUUGUGGUAAUUGUUAUAAUUGGAAGCCGUAUUUCUUGGCCCAUAUGAGGAGAAGGCACGGGGUUGAGAAAAAGCAUAGGUGUAAGCACUGCGAUAAGGCCUUCCUUAUGAGGUAUGAGCUGAAAAAUCAUAUGGUUCGUCACACUGGAGAAAAAAAAUUCUUGUGCGGUCUAUGUGGUGAGAGCUUUACUAGGAUGAUAGCUUUGAACAGACACUGUCAAACGCAUAAAGAAUUUAACGUGUUGCAGAAAGAUUAGAUAGACUAAUCUUUUUGGUGUUUUAUUUUUGAUUUUGAUAAUUAUGUGAAAAAUACAGUAGAUAUUACAACAUUAUGUAAUAUUUAGUUAAUCAUAAUUUAUCGAUGGUGAAUAAACUUUUUUUCAUUAUAUGUUAGAAUAUUUACGAACAACUAAAAAUAUUAAACUAUUGACUGAAA
Molecule: messenger RNA, 2044 nt
Organism: Melitaea cinxia (Glanville fritillary)
Lineage: Eukaryota; Metazoa; Arthropoda; Insecta; Lepidoptera; Nymphalidae
Product: zinc finger protein 57-like
Exons: 6
Coding region: 105-1865 (586 amino acids)
Cellular component (GO): nucleus
Molecular function (GO): zinc ion binding; DNA binding
Source: RefSeq, a predicted model, not a curated record